GUUCGAUUUUGAUCAGGUACGACGCAAGAACCAACCGUACGGACUCGUCAAUCGCCUCGUCUUUAAAACCAAACCAUUGUUUUUGACGAGCUCUGUGCAAACGGAUGAAGUCACUACGUCAGAUUCUUGUCUACAGAGCAAAACGAGCCAUUAUCUCGGAGUGAUUUCAAAAAGACCUUUGCCAUGCGCGUGUCGGGCGUUGUGUGUGUGUGUGUGUGUGUAUGUGGAUGGUUUGAGUAAGAUUGAAACAUUGAGCUGCGUGGACAUUCCCACUCAACCAAUCAGUCAUCGCCGCCACCACGGCAACAACCACCAACAACAAACUGUCACCACCAACAACAAACUUGUCACCACCAACCGGGAAAACCAACAAUCACCGCCACAUACAUCACUACCACACCACCGUAAUCACCAUCGGCCAAUCUCAACCUUUCACCUGUGAUAUAGUUCAUACGAUCAACAGCUUUGAAAUUCUUCCUGUACAGUACUUAGCUUCAC
This is a messenger RNA of Lymnaea stagnalis (great pond snail), 498 nucleotides long. NCBI's taxonomy places the organism in Eukaryota, Metazoa, Mollusca, Gastropoda, Lymnaeidae. The record is from the annotation of a GenBank genome assembly.